Messenger RNA from Nothobranchius furzeri (turquoise killifish), 2429 nucleotides. Lineage: Eukaryota; Metazoa; Chordata; Actinopteri; Cyprinodontiformes; Nothobranchiidae. The record is from RefSeq and is a predicted model, not a curated record.
CCACAGACAGCUUCAUUUGCACACUGGCUUUAGACCUGAGCACACCUACGAUGGCUACUGGUGGACCACACGUGGACAACCUGGAGGUAUUUUCAGACAUACUUAAAGUUGAAUUUGAACAAAAGAAUGAGCUUUUACAAAGAGACUUACGAGAUCUGGAAGCCAGAAAACUAGUUUUUGGUGACCAGAAACGCGACUUUCAACAAAUGGUGGAUGCGUUUGAGAAAAAGAUAGCUUGCAUCAGGGAAAAUCUCCGGAAGGAAAAAGAUAAACUGGAAACAAAAACACAGGAUCUGGAGAAACGAGAACGUCACUUUGAGGAUCAACAAAAGAAACUAACGAAUCACGUUGAUGAACUAAAGACAAACUCUCAGGAAGGAAGAGAUCAUUUAGUUUCAACUCAGUUUCUCGACGAACACAGAGUAAAGAUUGAGCUGGAAGACAGGGAACAGCAGAAACAAGGACAAGAAAUUCAGGAUGAGUGGAAUAAGAUUAAAGAAACUCAAAUUGCUAAUUGUGAGUCGAACGAAAACUUCAAUGAGACAAAAGAGGAAGUCGGAGAUUUAUGGAAAGCUUUACAGGAAAGCAAAGAGAGAUCAACAGAAGAAAUUAAUAACCUGAAAAGAGAUCUGGAAAGACAGAAAUUAGAGUUUAUUGAAUUUAAGGAACAAACAGAAAGGGAGUUAACAGCAGAGAAGCAGACUCUCCGUGAUGAGAGGGAGCGUUUAAAUGCUGGGAAAAUGACUCUACAGAACCAGAUCGUUGAGUUUGAGCAGAAACAGACCGAAUCAGAGCAGAUCAGACAGAUUCUGCUCAAAGAGAAACUAGAUGUUCAACUUCUGAGAGAAAAUCUGCAGGAGGACAAAAUGGAGUUUGUGGAAACAGCGGAAGAAAUCCAGAAAGAUUUCAACAAAAGUCUAAACGAUUUGAAGGAGAAGCUGGAAUUUCUGAGUGUUGAGAAGAGAAGUCUGGAGGAAGAGAAGCAACGUUUCCUGAUGACUAAGUCAGAAUCAGAGAUGGAACAAGGGAGGAUUUACGAAAUCCUCCAGGAAGAAUUAGACAAUUUGCAUCUGGGAAAACAAAGUCUGGAAACACAAGUGACGGACUUUAGGGAAGAGAUUGCUGCAGCAGGUAAGAUCUUAGAAGAGAAGGAAACGGCUCUAGAAGAAGGGCUGGAGGGUCUGAGACUUCAGAGAGAAACUCUGGAGGAAGAAAAGACAAAUUUCCUGUUAACAAAGUUCAGAUGGGAGGAGGAGAAUGAAGAAAUACAGGCUUACCUCCAACAAGAGCUGAAAAGAUUACGAGCUGGGCAACAGAGUCUAGACAAACAGAUGACGGACUCUGAAGAGAGAAACAUAAAUCCAGAGCCGAUCAUUCAGGACAUCCAACGGGUUCUUCAGGAAGAGAGAGACAGUUUAGUAAUGCUCCCACAAAACCUGGAGGAAGAGGAACUAGAGUUUAUGGAAACAAGGGAAGCAGAAAAUCAUCUUUUAAAGGAGAAACAACGAGCUAUGGAAGAAGAGGUUGAACUUUUGACUCAAGAGAAAAUUAUUUUUGAAGCGAGAAUGGACGACACUGAUAAAAAAAUUGGAAGAAUUCUCCAGCUUUUUCAAGAGGACCAGAAACAUUUAGAUCAGAUCAGGCAGGAGCUGAAAGAGCAACCACAAGCGUUGGAACUGAACGCGGCAUCUUUAAACGUGGAAGACGAGCAGCCAGCUGUGGAGCACGGGUCAGACAGUCCCACAGCUGCGUCUGAAGAUCUGGGGGAACGGAGUUUAGAAAAAACAAAGACAAAUUCAGAAGAGGAGCAUAAAGAAAAGCAUGAAUGCUUCCUAGAUGAGUUCCAGUAUUUAGAAGCUGGGAAUCAGAGUUUAGAAGAACAGAAGAUGGACUCUCAAGAGAACGAAAAAGAUUCAGCCCAGAUUCUUCAGGAGGCACAAACUCUGGCUGACCAUGUCUUGGGAACUGAAUACCCGUUAGGUACCCAGUACCUUGGUACCCAGCAGGGGGUUAGAGGGCACUUGUUACUUGGUACCCAAUACAGGGGCCCUGGCUACGCAGCAUGUCCUCAUAAUGAUGAAACACAAACGAUGGAACUGAGGGAAGAAAUGCAGAAAGCAUCUUUAAACGUGGAAGACGAGCAGCCACCUGUGGAGGACGAGUCAGACAGUCCCACAGCUGCGUCUGAAGAUCUGGGGGAACGGAGUUUAGAAAAAACUGUGAGUACCCAGGUACCCAGUGACGGGUACCCAACUGUUCCCGGUCUUCAUGAUGAUAACGAUGAGCUUCCAGAGAACCCCGGGCCUGUCCAUGGGAGCGCUGAAGAAGCCUGGGAGGCUGAAGAGCCAAGGCCUUCUACAUCUGGCCUAGGAUCCAGCUGGGACCAAUCCGACUUCUACUGGAGAUGUCUUCUUCCAGAACACCAAUGA